Molecule: messenger RNA, 3569 nt
Organism: Dermochelys coriacea (leatherback sea turtle)
Lineage: Eukaryota; Metazoa; Chordata; Testudines; Dermochelyidae
Gene: LPIN3
Product: lipin 3
Exons: 21
Coding region: 263-2992 (909 amino acids)
Biological process (GO): cellular response to insulin stimulus; positive regulation of transcription by RNA polymerase II; fatty acid catabolic process
Cellular component (GO): nucleus
Molecular function (GO): phosphatidate phosphatase activity; transcription coactivator activity
Source: RefSeq, a predicted model, not a curated record
CCCUGGCUAAGGUAAGAGGGAAGCAGGAAGUUUCAGGUAGGUGGUAGAGCUAAGAGAAGCAGAAAGAAAAUGCCCAUUUGUAGGCAUUUUAAGAGCAUGUCUGUUUCAAAGUCUAGGAGCAGCCACUGAAGCUAAGCAGCUGUCAAGGCCUUGGUCUCCCAAAAGAAAAGCAUAGGAUCAGAGCUGAGAUCUGCCAUGCAGAAGUGAGGAGAAUUCUGACCCAAGUAAAGAAUUUCAGCAGAAUAGCUGACCUUCUCAGACCAUGAACUAUGUGGGGCAGCUGGCUGAGACUGUACUGAUCACUGUGAAGGAGCUGUAUAAGGGCCUGAACCCAGCCACCCUGACUGGAUGCAUUGACAUCAUUGUGGUGAGGCAGCCAGAUGGCUCUUUCCGGUGCUCACCUUUCCACGUGCGCUUUGGGAAGCUGGGAGUCCUGCGCUCCAGGGAGAAAGUGGUUGACAUAGAAAUCAACGGGGAGCCAGUGGACCUGCACAUGAAGCUGGGAGACAAUGGAGAGGCCUUCUUUGUCCAGGAGUCAGAGGAGAAUGAGGAGACGAUCCCCUGCUGUCUGUGCACCUCCCCUAUCCCUCUGGAAGAGAGCCCAGAUCUCCUGGCCGAACCAUCGAAGGUGUCCACUGUGUCUCAGCUCAGCCUGCUUGGAGAGCCAGAAGCAUCGGGCUCUGACACGACGUCCCUUCGUAAGAAAAGGCGGCGCAGGAAGAAGCUGAAGCCGAAGGAGGCGGCGGACUCUACUUCGGAAGAGCAGGAAGGGACUGACAGCGAAAGGACUCUCGAGGAAAAGCGCAAGCUGCUGACUGCCUGUGAUUCAGUUUAUUUCUCCUUCACUGACCUCCCAAGAGAGGAAGCUGGGACUGUGCCAUCCAAAGAGAUCUACCAUUAUUCUGAUGGGGAGCUGGCUCCGUCUCAGAGCCUCACUCCAAGCUGUCCGUCUUCCCCCAAAAGUGACUCUGAACUGGAGCUCAAACCCUCUGAUCCAUCUCUUCUUGGAGCUGAACCCCACAUGCAGUGGACUUGGGGGAGGCUCCCUCAGGUGAGUAAAUUGGAGCGAGUCGAACCAGUCAAGUCUACUAUGACCAUCCCCACGACAGCGACCACCCCAGUGAGCCAGGCAACCCACUUCCAAGCCAUCACGGCAGGUUUGGAAGGAGACUUGAGAACAGCAGACUCCUGGGAUACAUCCUGUUCCUCCACCACACCUGUAAUUAGGCCAACGCCUGUCUUCCAAAAUGGGAAUGGCCCCCCUGUGCCGAAAGACCAGCUCUCUGCAGAGACUGCAGCUGCGGUGGGGAGUACGCCAGAGACUGCCCUGCCCCGAGUAGGAGAGCAGGGAGCACAGGAACAGUCAGUGGGAGAGGCUGCGGAAGGAGAAGAGAAUGUGGUGAAGAACCAGCAAGUCCUAGAGCUGGAUCCCUCUUGUGCGCAGGCAGCACCAGCCCCAAGACAGGCUGAUUCGGAGAGCUUGGAACCCAGUAAUGGCCCAGGAACCAAACCAGAGAGCCCAAGGAGGCAGGGCUCCACCAAGAGAAGCCCUCACCUGGGUCCCAGCGACAUUUACUUGGAGGACCUCCCCAAUCUGGACGAGGAGCAGGUGGCCCUUUAUUUCCCCAAAAGUGAUGUGGAACCGGGUUCAAAGCCCUCGACUGAUCCCAGCAGCCCCAGCCAUACCCAACUGCUGGCUGGUCCUACAGCCGAUGGAGGCACCGAUAACUUAUCUGACCCCGCUCAUGACCUGACGCACCCCAUUGCACUGUCCCUUUGUGGUGGUCUCGGGGACAGCAGACAGAUCUUGCACCACAAGUUUGUGGAGCACAUCAUCUCUUACCAGGAGUUUGCUGAGAACCCAGAAGUCCUCGAUGACCCAAACCUGGUGAUACAGAUCCACAAGAAGUACUAUAACUGGGCAGUGGCUGCUCCCAUGAUCCUCUCCUUGCAGGCAUUCCAGAAGAACAUUCCCAAGAGCACCAUUGACCGGCUGGUGAAGGAGAAAAUGCCCAAGAAGAGCGGCAGGUGGUGGUUUUCCUGGCGGAGGAGAGAUUUGACUGCUGAGGAGCAUGAACCCAGCGCAGGAGAACUGGAGCAGGGCUCUACCCCACAGCGGGGGAAGAUGGAUCCUUCAUCUAGUGACGAAUCCAUAUCCCCAGUGUCAAGACCUGAUGCCACCAUGCAGAAAUUUCUUCCCACCUACAAGAAAUCCCUGAGGCUCUCUUCAGAUCAGAUUAAGAGACUGAAUCUGCAGGAUGGCCCCAACGAGGUGGUGUUCAGCGUGACCACUCAGUACCAGGGCACGUGUCGCUGUGAGGCCACCAUCUACCUGUGGAAUUGGGACGACAAGGUGGUGAUCUCUGAUAUCGAUGGGACCAUCACCAAGUCUGACGCUUUGGGUCACAUUUUGCCACAGCUGGGAAAAGACUGGACCCACCAGGGCAUUGCCAAACUCUUCCAUAAAAUCCAUCUGAAUGGCUACAAGUUCCUCUACUGCUCAUCCAGGGCAAUUGGCAUGGCACACAUUACCAAAGGAUACUUGAAAUGGGUCAAAGACCAGGGCUGUGCCCUCCCCAAGGGGCCCAUCCUGCUGGCCCCCAGCAGCCUCUUCUCAGCCUUUCACAGGGAGGUGAUAGAGAAGAAGCCGGAGAUAUUCAAAAUCGCCUGCUUGACAGACAUCCGGAACCUGUUUGGCUCCAUGGGGCAGCCCUUCCAUGCCGCCUUUGGGAACAGGGUCCAUGAUGUUGAUGCUUACAAGCAAGUGGGGUUGUCAGCGUCUCAUAUAUUCACGGUGAACCCAAAGGGGGAACUGAUCCGGGAGCUCACCAAGAAUCAGAAAUCCACGUACGAACGGCUGACUGAGCUGGUGGAGCUAAUCUUCCCCCCGCUAGGCCAGGGUGUUAGUGUUGCCUUGCUGUGGCCAGAGUACAGCCAGUUCUCCUACUGGAGGGCUCCACUGCCGCUCAUUGACAUAGAAGAUCUUGCCUGAUUCACCGGAGAAUGGAGACCUGGUGAGGCUGGACAAUCUGCCAGGCCUAGAUACAGCAGCCACUGCCGCCUCUUGCUUAUUCUGCUGCUGCUAGGGAGUUUCAUUUAAUAAACCCUGGACACCUUCUGGACUGUGAACCCCUCUCCAAGGGGUAGUGGUGGGGUUAAUCCAGUUUUUGACUUAAAGCUUGUUUGUUCAGUAGAAAUUGGAUGAAUUUUUCCUAUAUACCAGAUACAUGCGUGAGGUUCUUAUAGGUUUGAAAUGACUUGUUGGUUUUUAGGGAUGGUGGGUGGAUCCCCUUGGGGUUGAUCUACUGAUGGGUCUUCACUGUGGCUGCUGCUAUUUACAAUUUUACUGAUGGCCCCAGACUGUCUUAAUGGCUACCUACAAUGUAGCUUUUUUUUUUUUUUUUGAGGGGAGGGUCCUCCAUCCUAGUCUACUCAACUACCAGUGAGAGUUCAGAGCUUGGAUCAGCUGAGAUGCAGUUUAAUUGCUCAAUGAUUUUGUGUUAGGAGGCUGAAGACUGUCAGGAUUAAAGUAGUUGGUCACUAAUAGCAUUAAUACAUAGUGCCUUAAA